CAUCUGCCUUAUAGUUGCCUUCGCCGGAAGUGAACCAUGCGCGGACAUGGACCCUGUGGGAUGCGCAAACAACCCCAAUUUGUGCGAUGACCCCAUCUUAGCCAAGGAUAUAUGCGCCAGUAGUUGUAAUCUGUGUAAUCAGGAUGUCACGACGCCAACGUCAAUACAAACAACAGUAUCAUCGCCGACAACAACAGAAAUGCAUACAACAACAACAACAACAAAAACAGCAAAGUCAAUGACGACGACGAUUACAACAAAAUCGCCAACAAUAUUAACUACAGAAAAUUUAUCAAAAACGACAGAAACGACUACCAAAUAUGGACAAGUGGAUGGCGCCUGGACUUUGUGGAAUCACUGGUCCCACUGUUCGGUCACCUGCGGAAGCGGAACCUGGACACGUCAUCGCGCAUGCUCAAACCCGUCCCCUAGAUAUGGCGGCCAUACUUGCUCAGGGACAGACCAUGAAACUACAUCUUGUCAGAAGGCGACCUGCCCAAUUGAUGGGGGUUGGGGUUCAUGGGGUCACUGGAGAACGUGCAGUGUCACGUGUGGUACGGGGAUCAAAAUACGUCAUCGCUCGUGCACUUACCCUGCCCCUCAAUAUGGGGGGACAAGUUGUGUUGGCAGUCCAACCAGUCAAAAGCAAUGCACCCACAAUGUCUGCCCCAUCACAUGCCCCACCCACUGGGAUCGCCACGGUUCUUCGUGUUACUACGUUUCUACUACAAGACAUGCCUGGAGUUAUAGCAAGCAUUACUGCAAAAAUCACAGUUCGUUUCUUGUUGAGAUCGACAAUGCUGCUGAGGACAGCUUUAUACUCAACGAACUCUCUAACCAUGACAUAAUUGGUGUUUGGACCGGUGGAAACGAUAUUUCAAAGGAGGGGCACUAUGUAUGGGAUGGAUCAAGAACAGCGAUAAACUACACCCAUUGGGCACCGGGUCAGCCAGACGGAAACAACACUCACAGACCAUCCCACGAUUGUAUUAAAGUCACUAGCGCACAUUGGUUUGACGAGUCCUGUACUAACACACAUCACUUUAUUUGCGAACAAAAGUUCAACUCGGCUGGUACCAAUGUAUUUGGAUAGGUUACGCUUUGUGUUGUAUCCUUGAAAUAAAAAUAACGUUCGCA
Molecule: messenger RNA, 1137 nt
Organism: Mya arenaria
Lineage: Eukaryota; Metazoa; Mollusca; Bivalvia; Myida; Myidae
Product: thrombospondin-2-like
Exons: 10
Coding region: 47-1093 (348 amino acids)
Molecular function (GO): signaling receptor activity
Source: RefSeq, a predicted model, not a curated record